Meloidogyne enterolobii is the source of this 597-nucleotide messenger RNA. The record is from the annotation of a GenBank genome assembly. NCBI's taxonomy places the organism in Eukaryota, Metazoa, Nematoda, Chromadorea, Rhabditida, Meloidogynidae.
AUGGAAUAUGAUCAUGUUUCUCAACCUCGAUUAAAUACUUUACUUUCUCUUCUGCGUUUACAAUACAAAAAGGCAUCUUUUGAAUUUGCAAAUUUAAAUAUGCAAAGUCAACAAGCUUUUGAAUUAGCUAGGCGUGGAGCCCCCAGACCAAGAGUUCUUGGAAGUCCAUUAAUUUUUGGUUUAGAUUUAUGUUAUUUUAAACUUCCUUAUUUUAAAUUAAAUAUUCAAAUAAAUGGUGAAACUGAUCAAUUUUUAUGUGAUUUUAUACACGAAAUUGGAUUAAAUCUGUCAACAGUUGCAAGUACUAGAAAAUUACGGCGAACAAGACAAGGCUUUUUUGGAAUUGAACAUGCACUUUUAGACAAACAUUUUCAUUUAGAAUCCGUUUUAAAAAAUAUUUUAAUGUGUGAAAAAAUUUUGGCAAAAAAUUUGGAAAAUUUAAAUUGUGAAGUUAUUGAAUUAAAUGAUGAUAAUGAAAAAGAAAAUAAAUUUUUGGAACGUUAUAAAUUAAAAAAUGAAGAUUUGGAAAGUGAAAAUUUACCUGAAUUAGAAGAUUGUUUGAAAUUACCUUUUGGAAGAGAAUAUAAAAUUUGUUGA